ACACCAAGAAACACUUCGAAAGGUAGCUUGAUGACAUUUUUGGCAUCGUAUGUGUGCUUAUUUCUUGAGAGCACGCGUGCUUCAAACUUCCAUUUUUGUCCUUUCUGUGCAUCAGGCCAUCUAAUUAAUCUGGGCUCAUCUUUUUUUCCCAAGGACCUGUUCAUUCGCUCCGCUACUCGGCCACCCAAAGGACCGCCAAGGGCGCACAGCCAGUCAGCCAGCCAGACAGCCCUAAAGUCUAAUUUCAAAGAGAGAAGCAUUUUGGGCAACAGCCCAUAUCGUUGAAGUACAUGUACAUAUACGCCCUGUUAAAUAAGAAUGAAAAUAAAAAACCAUGACAAUGGCGCCUCUCUCCAAAAGAGUCA
Gamsiella multidivaricata is the source of this 365-nucleotide messenger RNA. RefSeq lists its product as uncharacterized. The transcript has a single exon. The record is from RefSeq and is a predicted model, not a curated record. Bases 31 to 285 code for a protein of 84 amino acids. Lineage: Eukaryota; Fungi; Mortierellomycota; Mortierellomycetes; Mortierellales; Mortierellaceae.